Messenger RNA from Sphaerodactylus townsendi, 757 nucleotides. RefSeq names its product mitochondrial ribosomal protein S17 (gene MRPS17). The record is from RefSeq and is a predicted model, not a curated record. Lineage: Eukaryota; Metazoa; Chordata; Lepidosauria; Squamata; Sphaerodactylidae. Gene Ontology annotation, molecular function: structural constituent of ribosome. The transcript is spliced from 4 exons. Gene Ontology annotation, cellular component: mitochondrial small ribosomal subunit; ribosome. Gene Ontology annotation, biological process: mitochondrial translation. The coding region runs from base 220 to 633 and encodes 137 amino acids.
UACGUGAAACGGAAGUGCCCUGUAGUUUUCUUUCUGGCCCGCCUUUUCCUUUUUUUGUCCCCCCCCCCCCCGGUUCCCGGCUUCGCGACAGAGAACACUGGCUUUUGGUCCAUCAUCAUAAUAGGAUAGUGGAGAAACAUUAUAUUCCUGCCACCAAAUCACUUCUCUUUAAGAACGUGCCUUGCAAACCAAACUUGUAUCAACUUGCCUAUCUGAACCAUGUCUGCGUUACGUGGAGCAGUCCAUGCCAAAUGGAUCGUAGGAAAAGUCAUUGGGACCAAAAUGCAGAAGACUGCCAAAGUGAGAGUCACCAGGCUGGUGCUGGAUCCUUAUUUACUGAAGUUCUUUAACAAGCGAAAAACGUAUUUUGCCCAUGACCCUCAACAGGAAUGCAUCGUGGGAGACAUCGUCCUUCUGAAAGCUUUGCCAGUGCGGAGGAGCAAGCACGUGAAACAUGAACUGGCAGAAAUUGUGUACAAGGUUGGGAAAGUCAUUGACCCGGUGACUGGGAAGCCCUGCGCAGGAAGCAAGCUCUUGGACAGUGUAACGGACUCCGAAAGCCUCACCGAUAGAGACACCAGCUACCUUAGUGAAAAACUCCAAGAGUUAACUGUUUCCUCUUCUGAUAAAUGAAGAGGAAGUGAGCUUUUGUAAGAUGGGACUUUUCUCUCAUGUCUCUAAGCGGGUGUAUGGCAUGGUGCUUCUGUGUUUCUAAAAACGUUGCCAAUUAAUAAUAAAAUGCAGUUCACUUACAAAA